CGGGCCACCGCCUCCGCCCGGCCGCCCGCCCGGACUGUCGCGGCCCGCGGUGGCGCCGGCGGCGGCAGCGGAGUUUCCCCGGCGGCGGCCCGGGGGCGCAUCCUCCCGCAACUGUCAAGCGCUGGCGGCGGAAAUGAUGAGGCGCUGGCCAUUUUCCGAGCCCGGGUUUCCUGCCUGAGCCCCGCGCGAGCGAGCCGCGAGCGAGCAGCCGGCGCGGGAGGGGACGCGCCCGGCGGGGGCCCGCCCGCCCCCUCGGGGUUUCGGGGCCCGGGGGCGCGCGACGCCAUGGGCCGGCCGGGCCCGGACGCCCUGUCUCUCAGCCCGGCCGCCCCGCCUCGGUCUCCGCCAUGAACGGGCCCACCCUGCAGCCGUCCUCGGCCGCCCCGGCCUCCCUCGCUGCGACGGCGGCGUCCCCGUCGCCGCGGGGCUGGAGCGAGUUCUGCGAGCUGCACGCGGUGGCCACGGCCCGGGAGCUGGCCCGCCAGUACUGGCUCUUCGCCCGCGAGCACCCGCACCACGCGCCGCUGCGCGCCGAGCUCGUGUCGCUGCAGUUCACCGACCUGUUCCAGCGCUACUUCUGCCGCGAGGUGCGCGAGGGCUGGGCGCCCGGGCCCCCGGGGCCCCGCAGCGCGCCGGCGCGCGACUACCGGGAGACCGGCCGCGGGCCCGCAGCCAAGGCCGAGGCGCCCCCGGCCGAGCCGGGCCCGGGCCCCGCCGCGCCCGCCCUGCCCAAGGCCCGCAGCUCCGAGGAGCUGGCCCUGCCGCGGCCGCCCGGCCCCUGCACCUUCCAGCACUUUCGCCGCAGCCUCCGCCACAUCUUCCGCCGCCGCUCUGCCGGGGAGCUGCCCGCGGCCCCCGCCGCCGCCACCGCCACCGCCGGGGAGGCAGGCGAGGCCCCGGCCAGGCCCAGCCUGGCCAAGAAGCUCCUGCCCUGGAGCCUGGCCCGGGAGCCACCGCCCGAGGCCCUCAAGGAGGGGCUGCUGCGGUACAGCCUGGCAGACGAGGCCUCCAUGGACAGCGGGGCACGCUGGCAGCGCGGAAGGCUGGCGCUACGCAAGGCCCCCGGCCCGGAAGGCGGAGGCCCCGAGCGCGUGCUGGAGCUCUUCGACCCGCCCAAGAGUUCAAAGGCCAAGCUGCAAGCGGCGUGCUCCAGUAUCCAGGAGGUCCGGCGGUGCACACAGCUGGAGAUGCCCGACAACCUCUAUACCUUUGUGCUGAAGGUGAAGGACCGGACUGACAUCAUCUUCGAGGUGGGAGACGAGCAGCAGCUGAACUCGUGGAUGGCUGAGCUCCGGGAGUGCACCGGCCGAGGCAGGCUGGAGAGCACAGACGCGGAGAUGCACACUCCUUCGGCCCUGGACCCUGGCACGUCCAGCUCCCCAGGGGGCAGCACAGAUUCCCUGAAUCAAGGUGCUUCUUCUGGGGGGUUGCUGGACCCAGCCUGCCAGAAAACGGAUCACUUCCUGUCCUGCUACCCCUGGUUCCACGGCCCCAUCUCCAGAGUGAAGGCAGCCCAGCUGGUUCAGCUGCAGGGCCCGGACGCUCACGGAGUGUUUCUGGUGCGGCAGAGCGAGACACGGCGUGGGGAGUAUGUGCUCACGUUCAACUUCCAGGGCAUAGCCAAGCACCUGCGCCUGUCCCUGACCGAGCGGGGUCAGUGCCGAGUGCAGCACCUCCACUUUCCCUCGGUCGUGGACAUGCUCCACCACUUCCAGCGCUCACCCAUCCCGCUCGAGUGUGGCGCUGCCUGUGACGUCCGGCUUUCCAGCUACGUGGUAGUUGUCUCCCAGCCACCAGGUUCCUGCAACACUGUCUUGUUCCCUCUCUCCCUCCCUCGCUGGGAUUCAGAGCUGGGCCUUCCCCACCUUGGCUCUUCUGGCUGUCCCCAGGGGCUCAGCCCGGAGGGUCUCCCAGGCCGAUCCUCACCGCCGGAGCAGAUCUUCCACCUGGUGCCUUCACCUGAGGAACUGGCCAACAGCCUGCGGCACCUGGAGCCGGAGCCUGGACCACGAGCCCGGGACUCAGACUAUGAAAUGGACUCGUCCUCCCGGAGCCACCUGCGGGCCAUCGACAAUCAGUACACCCCUCUCUGACCAGGGAGGAGUCCCAGGCCUCAACAGAUGCCCCCGAGGAGCACAAGCAGAGAUGUGAACUUGUGAAUGUAACGAUCUUUCCUUCCUUCCAGAGAGAGAUUUAAGGGACACUGUUAACUGCUCGUUCCAGUUUGGAUGUGACCCUUCUAUUAGGCCUGUUGAAGGGCCUUCUGUAAGUUUCAUCCAGCACCUGGCUUUCUCCUCAUUGUUUACAGAUGUAGUUCUUGUUAGCCGCUAGCUCCUGCCCCAGGUCCCUAAGACCAGUCCCCAUCACUCUCAGAGGAGGGGGUGGGGUGAGGGCCGGACCUGGCAGUGGAAACUUGUUCUCUUUUUCACUGACACUGUCACAGCCGAUGACAGACUUUCUACGGGAAGGGGGGGGGGGUCACCAGGAAGCCCGAAACACUAACAGCCCUGGAUUCUCACACAGUGUACCCAUUGUAGCUUCAGUCCAUGUGGCAGGGCCGCUGUAUCCUUGCCACAGAUGACCACACCUAAUCCUGCUUCUACUCUCAGCUUUAGGACAAGAGGGACAAAAGCUAAAGGUCAAAAAUGAUUUUAAACAUUUACCUCAGAUUAAUUUUUUUUAAAGGAUUCAGGUUUCAAAACUAAACCAUUGCUUAUUUCAUUGCACUGUUUCAACUGAUACCCAUGCGAUUUUUGUAGUCAGACAGCUAUGCAAAACCCUACUGGACUAGUUCACGGUCCGAGCCGGGAUGCCUGGCUUCCUUGUCUGUUGCAUCCUCGGGGACAGUCACCUGCUGCUGAGUAGCCACUGUCCUUCCUCAAUGUAGAGAAGUAAAGUGUGCCACCCUUUCAGGGAAAUUCAGGCUACUACUGAAAUAGGAGGGUGGUAAGGAACAGUCCUACCCUGGUGCCUUAUGAAUAAAAACCUGGAUUGUGGUUUAUAGCAGCUUUACAGUGAGAGUUAAAUUAACUGGGGGGUGGGGGAGGGACAAGUAAAAAGGGAAGAAGGGCUCCCGGGCCCUUUCUAGUAAAUCCUUCAGCAACAGUGCUGGCUCAGAGCCCUCCAAGCAUCUAAUGGCUUAUUAAAUUAUCCCACAAGUGGGUUUUAGGCUCAUUUUUGAGCCAAAAUGGAAGCCAGGAAUCUGGUGCCAUAGCUAAUGAGAAACUCCUUUAAUGCCCACAAUCAGUGUUCUGUUCCAGCUGGUUACUGCUUCAUCUGAUGAAGAAUGUGUGUCCAUGCACACACGGCCACACACAAUCUCCACCACCCAGGGAGGUCCUGAAGUCAAAUCUCCAUCUAUACUUGCCUUUCACAGUGAUACAAUUCAUAGGGGGGCUGGCUCCUCCCAGAACCUUCAUGAAGAGGCUCAGAAACAAGGGGUCAGUGACGGAGUGGAAUCAGCUGCUCCGGGGUGCCAGCAGAGCCAUUCAGUACAGCCACCAGGCUCACUGCACUGGCUUCUAGGAAACCUGGAGUUUAGCACAGCUUAAUACAUACCGAUACAUCACAGGCCAAAAGGAAACAUGGGCCUAAAGGUCACAGUACUGACUGCCUUAUCUGGGGGAGGGUUUGGUCUGCUCCCUCUAGCUGUUCUCUGCACUUGAAGAGGUAAGGCUUUUGCUUCUAUAAUUUUCUGGGGGUUUCUCAGGGAGGUGGCAAAGUAGCCACCUCCACACCACUUUCAUGAACCAUGAAGCAGAUGCAACAUCGAUCCGGAUUCGUGGUCCAUUUUUAAGACCCCCCCCAUCUUUAUUUUCUUUGAAGCAAAAGAAUGCUAAGAAGUGUGAACCAAAGACGUAAGCAAUAUUCUAGAUGUCUUUUUUAAAAGGGAAAGCUCAUCACAGAAAAUGCUGGUGAGUCACCGAUCCAGAUUUUCCUCCUGUCUGCACAGGAAAGGGGCUGGGUAGAUAAUGAACCAAUUAAAUUCCCUUCCUUCAGCCAGAAGUUUAAAUAUCUGGGUUAUGACAUCUUCAAGCCAGGGGCACUCAUUUCUUAGCAGCCUCUCAUCUCUCUCUCAGGUAGUGCCAGGAGGCACACCAGGUACAGCAGAUUUAGCAGCUGUGACCCAUGGCAAAGUACCAGCUCAGAUUCUGUGGCAGAGAAUUGGAAGCCACUCACCUCCAGACAGCUUCCUUUCUAAACACGUCCAGGUUACCAGGACAGGGCAAAUACAUUCUGACAAAAAGCUCCCUCAUGGCCCUGGGAAGAAGUGACACUAUGCCAAUGCCUUUUCUUUGUGCUAGAGCAGGACCAGCCGAUGAAAGGGUGGCAGCAGCGUGGGCCAGGACCCCUCUGGUUGCAGCUAGCCCACCACAGGCCCAGCACAUUCCACCACUCUCCUCCCAGUCCUGACGGGGCCAAGCCAGCAACUUCCACUGAGGACCAAGCCUCAGUGCCAGACCGGGCAGGGUGCACCACGAUCCCUCCAGUUAGCUCUAAUUACAGACAAGGAUAGCUUGACGGCUCCCGGCACCAUCACUUCCUUCAUCUGACUUUAUUACACUUUUACAAACUAACAAGUCACCAGCACCAAAGAAUUAAGUCAACUAACCUGCCUUGAAUUUUAGACCAGCAAUCCAUAUGGCUUUAUCUGGUAUAAAUCUUCUGCCUUUGAUCAUUUCUGGACCGUGUAGGAAAAAGGAAUAGUGAUCAUUAAAAUCUUGGGCCAGAGAACACUAUUUUUACAUAACAGUUUCUUAACCUAAAAUCAAGGCCUUGAACUCUUCCCUGAGGGUUGCCUGAGAUUCCUUCAUGCUUUUUAUUCAGGGCUAAAUCUCUUACUGCAAAUGUCACGUUAGCUCUAACAUCUCCCACAGGCUAGAGGAACUUAGUAGUAUCUUAUCUACUGCGUCUUAACAAGGACACAUCUGACAUCCAGUGUUUAGUUGGAAUACGCAGCACAUUGUGAUAACAAAGUGGAUUCAUCUUGUAUCAUUAGAGGCAGAAGGUAUUUGGCAAAUUUUUAUGUAUUGUUUAUGUACUGUACAAGUAACUUAUUCUUAAAUAAGGCAAAUUUUGCUAUAAUGUACAAAUUGCUAUAUGUGAAUUAAAAGUUUUCAGAAUCUUGA
Molecule: messenger RNA, 5129 nt
Organism: Lemur catta (Ring-tailed lemur)
Lineage: Eukaryota; Metazoa; Chordata; Mammalia; Primates; Lemuridae
Gene: SH2B3
Product: SH2B adaptor protein 3
Exons: 8
Coding region: 348-2093 (581 amino acids)
Biological process (GO): intracellular signal transduction
Cellular component (GO): plasma membrane
Molecular function (GO): transmembrane receptor protein tyrosine kinase adaptor activity
Source: RefSeq, a predicted model, not a curated record